Prunus armeniaca (apricot) is the source of this 363-nucleotide messenger RNA. Lineage: Eukaryota; Viridiplantae; Streptophyta; Magnoliopsida; Rosales; Rosaceae. The record is from the annotation of a GenBank genome assembly.
AUGUCAAAAGGACCGACGACGAUGGGAGAAGGAGUAGGAGCGGCGCUGCCGCAGGCGGCAGAUCCACAACAUACUGCAACUCACGAGGCGCUGCCGCAGGCGCCAGCACCGGCGGAAGUUGCCCACCCCGCUCCCGAUCAAAACGAGCGUGCGGCACUUCUAAGGGACAUUCACACUUUGAUUCGGGAGCAACUUCGCGAAUAUUGUGCAAGGGGGAAAGGGGGGCUCGCGCACUCGCCGGAAAUGCUGGAACUAUACUCCAGUAGCGCGAAGGCAAUAAUGUCUUACGAUCUGGAUAUCCCCGCGGAGACAGAUACGGAAACCCCCCGCAGAUGGGUGGGAGAAUAUAAGGGGGGACCCUAA